CCGGAGGCAUGUCCUAGGGCCGGGGGCAGCGGGCCCAGCGGCGACGCACCAUGUUCGGGAGCUGCCCGGCCGAGCGGGGCCCCCCCAUGUACCCGGGGUCGCUGCGGGCCGGGGGCGGGCCGGGGCCCCUGGCCGGCCAGUCCUUCGGGCCCGGCCCCCCGUACGCCGACUACAUGGGCUACCCGGCCGGCCCCGGCCUCGACGGCCCCGGGCCGCCCUACGGGCCCCCCCGGGAGGACUGGGGCGUCUACGGGGCCGGGCCCUCCGCCGCCCCCGCCCCGGGGCCCUACGGCUCCCCCGACUACGGCGCCCCGGCCGCCCCCGGGCCCGGGGGGCCGCCGCCCGGGGCCGCCGCCGGAGCCCACCCGCUGCCCCCCGCCGCCCAGAGGCAGGUCGCCUACGAGUGGAUGCGCAGGACCGUCCAGUCGGCCGCCGCGGGGAAGACCAGGACGAGGGAAAAAUAUCGGGUGGUGUACACCGAUCAUCAGAGGCUGGAGCUGGAGAAGGAAUUCCGGUGCAACAGAUACAUCACAAUCCGGAGGAAGUCCGAGCUGGCUGCCAACCUGGGGCUUUCAGAGAGACAGGUGAAAAUCUGGUUUCAGAACCGCCGCGCUAAGGAGCGGAAGAUGAUCAAGAAGAAGAUUUCGCAGUUCGACGGCAGCGGGGGCUCGGCCCAAAGUGACUCCGGCUCGGUCAGCCCGGCCGAACUGCCGAGCUCUCUCUUCCCACCGCCCCACGCCAUCCGGGAGUUACAGCCCAUCGAGGUCCACCAGGUGAUCGUCUCGGAGUAGCGGAGCGGUCAGUCGGAGGGCCGGCGCCAGUCGGCGGCGGGACGGACCUCGCCCUGGGCCACUCGGACAGGCCUUUGGAAGAAGAUCCCCCGGGGCAUCCCCUUGGCUACCUACCUCCCCUCCGGGACUCCCGGCCCACCGGCCGGUAGCUCCGGAUCCCGGCGAAGAGCCCGUCCCGCCGGCGACCGGCGGCUGCCCGGGAGCCGGACGGGACCGAGGACUGUCGCGAUGCUUCGUGUAGGGUUUUCGAGGGGGUCUGAGCGAAUUCUGUCGCCGCUCCCGAACCGAGGGUCCCCCCGGGCUGGGGACACCGUGAGCGUCGUCCAGCUGAUGAAAUAAAAUCUACUUUUGCCCCCACCCCGAACUGUUCUGGAGCGGGCCCGGUCUUCUGAAGGCGGCGGAGUCCCCAUCCCGCGGCAUCAUUCGUCAACCCGGCCUCAGCGGGAAGGGCUCGACAAGGCUCUCCUCUUCCACCCCGCGCGGGAGGACCGAGACGCCAUCAGAAAAUGAGCGCCCCUUCAUGUUUUGGUGGCGAGGGGCGUAACCGGCCGGCCUGUCUUGCUUCUUAUCUUCUCUAGGUCAUCUUCAUUCCCGAGAGGUUGGCUCCGCGGUGCUUUUGCGUGUUUUAUCUCACUGACACAACUUGGGGAGGCAGGUGUUAUUACCCUCAUUGUACAAGUGGAGAAACCGAGGCCCAAGGAGGGUAAGCCGCUUGCCCGAGGUCACACAGCGAGCGUGAAGACACACUGAAAAGAAUAAAGAGAAAGUUAGAGA
Molecule: messenger RNA, 1565 nt
Organism: Ornithorhynchus anatinus (platypus)
Lineage: Eukaryota; Metazoa; Chordata; Mammalia; Monotremata; Ornithorhynchidae
Product: homeobox protein CDX-4
Exons: 4
Coding region: 51-791 (246 amino acids)
Biological process (GO): cell differentiation; embryo development; regulation of transcription by RNA polymerase II
Cellular component (GO): nucleus
Molecular function (GO): DNA-binding transcription factor activity, RNA polymerase II-specific; RNA polymerase II transcription regulatory region sequence-specific DNA binding
Source: RefSeq, a predicted model, not a curated record